Messenger RNA from Paramecium sonneborni, 607 nucleotides. The record is from the annotation of a GenBank genome assembly. Lineage: Eukaryota; Ciliophora; Oligohymenophorea; Peniculida; Parameciidae.
UAAAAAUUGUAUAAUAAUUUGGCUCUGACCAAUAUUUGAGCAGCAUCUGGUUUUUAAUUUUUUAAUUUUUAAUUUAUGAAAGGUGGAGCAGCUGUUUCAUAAAUCAUCGUGAUUAAUAAGAUAUAAAUAUUAUUGAAUAAGAUAUAUGCUUAUAAUAAAUUAGCAGAGAGCAAAGGAUAAGGAAUUUGCCCUAAUAUUUUUAUAAGGUAAAAAUAUAUAAAAUUAUAUAUCAGGUAGUAAGAUAUAAUUGAGAAUUUAGUUAUUCUUUAAAGAAUGGGUGUAAAUGAUGAAAUUUUCGUUAUGGGGUUGUUCUUGGUUGAUCGAUUAACAACAAAGAACAAGUUUUAUCUAAAUCGAAGAAAUGUUUACAAGUAACUAGUAACAUUUAUAUUUGGAAAGUCUUCUGAUGACAGCUAUAAUUCUAAGUCUUAAGAUGUACGAUGAUAACAAUCUAGUUUAAAACAUUUAUCCAAUCAUUUUUGAAACCAAUAGAUAAGUUCUCAACAAAAUGGAAAAAAAGUUUUUGAAACUAAUAUAGUACCAACUAUAUGUUAAAACAGAAGACUUUUUCAACUACAGAACACGGUUACUAAAAUUAAAGGAAUGA